Aspergillus luchuensis is the source of this 408-nucleotide messenger RNA. RefSeq names its product HIT family protein (gene HNT1). The coding region runs from base 1 to 408 and encodes 135 amino acids. The transcript is spliced from 6 exons. Lineage: Eukaryota; Fungi; Ascomycota; Eurotiomycetes; Eurotiales; Aspergillaceae. Gene Ontology annotation, biological process: nucleotide metabolic process. The record is from RefSeq and is a predicted model, not a curated record. Gene Ontology annotation, molecular function: catalytic activity.
AUGUCUUCCGCUGCCUGCAUCUUCUGCAAGAUCAUCAAGGGUGAUAUCCCUUCUUUCAAGCUCUUCGAGAGCGACAAGGUCUUUGCCUUCCUCGAUAUCCAGCCUCUUAGCCGUGGACACGCUCUCGUGAUCCCCAAAUACCACGGUGCCAAGCUCACCGACAUCCCCGACGAAGAUCUUCAGGAAAUCCUGCCCGUCGCAAAGAAGAUCGCCAAGGUCACCGGCGCCGAGGACUUCAAUAUCCUCCAGAACAAUGGUCGCAUAGCGCACCAGGUUGUUGAUCAUGUUCACUUCCACAUGAUCCCCAAGCCUAACGAGAAGGAAGGUCUCGGUGUCGGCUGGCCCGCUCAGGAAACCGAUAUGGAUAAGCUGAAGGCUCUGUUCGAGGAGCUCAAGGCUAAGAUGUAA